Molecule: messenger RNA, 1243 nt
Organism: Pipra filicauda (Wire-tailed manakin)
Lineage: Eukaryota; Metazoa; Chordata; Aves; Passeriformes; Pipridae
Gene: ECSIT
Product: ECSIT signaling integrator
Exons: 3
Cellular component (GO): mitochondrion
Source: RefSeq, a predicted model, not a curated record
GGACUGGGGGGACCGCGAACCGCCCCCGGGACUGCGAGAACCCCCCCGCCCCCCCGGCCGGAGCCGCCGUUCCCAUUUAUAGCAGCCUGUGCGGCUCUGACGUCAUCGCUUUGACGCGCGUGACGUCACCGCGUGUCCCCCUCCCUGAGCUCAGCGCGGGGGCCUCUCUGACGUCACGGGGGAACCCCCUCUUGGCCCCGCCCCUCCGCUCGCGGCCAAUCACCGCUCGCGUCACACCCGCCCGCUGAAAUCCGCGCGGCCAUUGGCUGCGCCGCCAGGCCACGCCCCUCUCACCCGGAAGCGCGAGGUCACGGGCAAGAUGGCGGCGCCCAGUGGGGAGACCCGGCGUGCGGACGGCGGGGGGCGGCCGUGACCUCUGACCCCUGACCCCGCGGGGACCCCCGUCAUCCCCACCGCGACAUGAGGCUGAGCUGGGUCCGGGCGCUGCCCCCCCGGCUCUGGGGGGGCCCCGGGGCACCGCAGGUCGCUCGGGGGCUGUGCCAGCGCCCGGCGCGGGACCCCAGCGAGGGCGUCACCCCCACCCCGGGGACCCCAAAACCUCCCCACCCCCGGUCCCCUGUCCCCACCCCGGUGUGGCACAAACCCUCCCCCCGGACACAGGAGGAGAACAGGGACCCCCAGGACCCCCAGGACCCCCAAUCCCAUGGCCCUUCAUGGGAUGGCACCUCAGAGGGUGACACCUCAAGGGGUGACACCUUAAGGGGUGACACCUCACGGGGUGACACUUCAAAGGGUGGCCCCUCACGUGGUGGCUCCUCAGGGGGUGCCCCCUCAGGGAGUGACCCCUCAGUGGGUGGCACCUCCAAAACCCCGUCCCCAGGUCCCUCCUCCCACAAGACCCACCACGACCACCACGAUGGGGACCCCCGGGAGGGCGGCCCCGGGGACCCCUCGGGCAGGGGGGACCCCUCGGGGGCCGCGUCGUUCCUGGCAGCCCUCGAGGGGACGCCCCCCGGGCGGGGCGGGGGCCGCCUGGCGCUGGUGGAGGCGGCGCUGGCGGCGCUGCCGGCGCUGGGGCUGGAGCGGGACCUGGGCGCCUACAACGGGCUCCUGCGGCUGCUGCCCCGCGGGCCCUGGGUGCCCCGAGGGCCCGUCCAGCGCCUGCUCUUCCCCUUCCCGCGGCAGCAGGAGUGCGGCCUCCAGCUGCUGGAGCAGAUGGAGCGAUAUGGUGUGCUGCCGGACGCGGAGACGCAGUUCCUGCUGCUGGGGGUGUUCGGGCUGU